AUGCACUUUAGGCAGCACGCAGUGAAUUUAAUAUCUAGUGGAAAAUCUGUAACGCAAAUUGAGCCCGUCGAUUGUGAAUCCCUUGGCUGGGUGGUAGAAUCACAGGGAGCCAACCCACCAUGGUCUCUUGAUUUCUUAUUGCCUGAUGGAGGGGCCGGCCACCUAUACUAUGACACCUCCAUCACAUCCAUUGCAUUUGCUAACUAUGAACAGGAUACUUGGUAG
Penicillium soppii is the source of this 225-nucleotide messenger RNA. RefSeq lists its product as uncharacterized. The transcript has 2 exons. The record is from RefSeq and is a predicted model, not a curated record. Bases 1 to 225 code for a protein of 74 amino acids. NCBI's taxonomy places the organism in Eukaryota, Fungi, Ascomycota, Eurotiomycetes, Eurotiales, Aspergillaceae.